AUGACAUCACCAUCGCCAGGAACGCAUGCUAUGCUUGUACAUAAAGAGGCGAGCCAUGUUCAAAACUUGCAGGGCUUCCCUUGGGUCGUCAAUUUAGACGGUGACAGCCUCGAUGUGUCCAUCGUCGUUGCCGUAGCACGUCAUGAACUCGUUCCUCGCGUCAAGGAUAGCCCGGUGAUUCGAGAGCGAGUAAGCCAGAGCAUCAACGUCCUUGACCACCAUAUCGAGAACGGCUGGGUCGUGUACGGCGUCAACACGGGAUUCGGCGGCAGCGCCGACUCACGGACAGAGCAGCUCAAGAAACUACAAAUUUCCCUGCUCCAACAUACCCAAAGCGCUAUCAUCGCAUCCUCAGACCUGACCCAAGGCCAGGUUGAUCAGGAUGGACAGUCGCACGUCAUUCCCUCGGCUUGGGUGAAAGCCGCCAUGGUCAUCAGAGCGAACCAAAACCUCCGCGGUCACAGUGCCGUCAGGAUCGAGGUCAUCGAGACCCUCCUCAGCCUCCUCCGUGAUGACAUCACGCCGUUGAUUCCUUUGCGAGGAACCAUCUCGGCAUCUGGGGACUUGAUGCCUCUAUCUUACAUCGCGGGGACUCUGAUCGGGGACCCCAAUAUGUUCGUCACCGUCGGAUCAGGCACCGGCAGAAAGGUCAUGUCUGCCCGCGAUGCACUGAAACAAUACGACAUCCAGCCUGUUGAGCUGCAACCAAAAGAGGGCCUAGGCCUCAUCAAUGGGACUGCACCCUCUGCCGCCCUGGCUAGUUUGGUCAUACACGAAGCGAACCAGCUCGCAGUUCUCGCCCAAGCCCUGACUGCUUUCACUUCCGAGUGCUUGCUCGGAAACGUCGAGUGGGCCAACGAGUUCAUCCACAGAAUCCGACCUCACAACGGACAGGUCGAGGUGGCCAACAACAUUCGAAACUUUCUCAGGUCCUCCAAGCUUGUGGCUGGUCUGGAGAGCAAGAAACGAACGGGUCAGGGCUUAUGGCAGGACAGAUACUCGACAAGGACCGCGCCCCAGUGGAUGGGCCCGUAUCUCGAAGACCUCCUUCUGGCCCAGAGGCAAAUCCAGACCGAGCUCAACUCAACGUCCGACAACCCAGUCAUCGACAUAGGCGCCGGCGGUGACGUGCUCGCAGGGGACGUGUAUUCAGGAGGCAAUUUCCAAGCGACGGCUAUAACCUCCGCCAUGGACAAGACCAGAACGGCGCUGCAGAUGAUCGGGCGCAUGCUCUUUUCGCAGUGCUCCGAGCUGAUCAACCCGGCCACGAACAACGGUCUCGAUCCAAACCUGGUCUUUGGAGACCCUAGCCAGUCCUACACCAUGAAGGGCAUCGACGUAAAUAUGAGCGCUUACAUGUCGGAGCUGGCUGCUCUCGCGCAUCCCGUCUCCUCUCACGUCCAGUCGGCCGAGAUGCACAACCAGGGCAUCAACUCUCUCGCGUUCCUCUCGGGCCGUCGCACCAUGGAAGCAGUAGAUAUCCUGUCGCACAUGUGUGCUGCCCACAUCCUUGUGUGUUGUCAGGCGGCUGACUUGAGAGCCUACCACGAGAAAUUCCUCUCCUCCGUAUCCUUGUCGUCCCUAUCUUCCAUGUCAGCCAUAAUUCCCCUGUUAGCAGAGAAAUGCGCCUCGAGCGAUGGCCAGACAAUGGAGAUGACAACGAACGAUUUGGACGAGUUGGUCAGGGUGUGGUGGUACGACGCAAACAAGCUCAGCCACAUGCAGCGCUGUUCGAUCGUGGCCUCGAAAGCUGCCGCUCACAUCACGGAUCUGAUAGCCCAGGAAGAGCCUGGCUCCGUAUCGCUGAAAGACAUCCUGGGCGUCCGAGACGAGCUCCGACAAAGCAUGGAAGCGUGGUUCGCCGAGCCAUCGAACACCCCCACCUCGACGGGCGCACACGUCACAGGCCUUGAAGGGCUAGGUCGGGGCUCUGCGGCACUAUUCAACCUUGUGCGCGGCAAGUUGGAGAUUCAAUUCCACCAAGGCCUCAGGGAAGAGCAGCCCAGCACGAUCGGUAACAGCGUUUCGAGAAUCUACGAGGCAAUCCGCCAUGGCACCGUCGUCCCGGCACUGUUACCCUGCCUUCUUCACGAUGUCGAGGGUAUAAAUGCAUAG
This is a messenger RNA of Colletotrichum orchidophilum, 2115 nucleotides long. RefSeq names its product phenylalanine ammonia-lyase. NCBI's taxonomy places the organism in Eukaryota, Fungi, Ascomycota, Sordariomycetes, Glomerellales, Glomerellaceae. The record is from RefSeq and is a predicted model, not a curated record. The transcript has a single exon. Gene Ontology annotation, biological process: L-phenylalanine catabolic process. Gene Ontology annotation, molecular function: ammonia-lyase activity. Gene Ontology annotation, cellular component: cytoplasm. The coding region runs from base 1 to 2115 and encodes 704 amino acids.